CUAUCACUCACAUAAUUUUCCGAGAGGUGGUGGAGAGGUAGCCUCCAGAAUAUAUUUUCAACCCGAAGCUGCAUAGAGGUAAGCUGAGGUUUCAUUAGUAGAAAUAGGGGCUGAAGAAGUGUUUAGAGGCUUCUGGAAUUGGAUAGACGUUCCUAUUAACUUGGUACCCUUUCGUGUAAUUUCAUACUUAUCGUCUCGCCUGAUUUCCGUUUACAUGGCUGUAGAGAACUACGCAUCAUGCACAGUAAACGGAGCUAAUUUUCUGUUCAAAGUAUUAAGCGCGCCGCGUUCGGUUAAAAAUUUCCUUUAACGAAUAUCCAUCCAUGAGGAGCACGCAUGGAAUGGUGUUACGCAACUGUAAUUAAGGUCAUUCAAGGUUACACUUCUGUUCAUCGCUUUCGUGUCCCGGCCUUGUGAUUUCGUUAUGUAAAAUCACUUGAAUGCGAUCUCCUCAGCCGUUUCAAUUUCGCAUUUCUGUGGUCACUGUUUUACAAAAUUUGACCGGAAGUCUAGCAAUCGAGAGUAAUAAAGUAAGUGAUUUGACUCUUCAAUUGAAUGUAAACAGUAGAGCGACUGUUAGAACAGACGUACAUGUAGAAGAGAACUAACUUUAUUUUUAAGUAGAAUCAGUCUCUUCCAGCAGAUCCUUACAAAUUUGUGUAUUACAUGAGCCUUUUUAACGGUUGACGCUCAAAAACAUGGAUUCUCUAGAGAGACAAAUUAAGAAUGUUACCAAUGAUGAAAAUACAGAUCACAUGUACCGGUUGUGAUUGUGUUCCCACGUGUCUAUCUCAAGGCUAAGGUCUACACCUUAAAUUUCCUGUGAUCGUAAACAUUGGUCAUCUACUGAGAAGACUGUUUGAAACAAGUAGCAUUAUUUAAAUCUGUGUGAUACUAAAUAAUGUUAAAUGUAUGUUGCGAUGAUUUGUCACCAGAAUUAUUGGGACACCGAAGGGUAAUUUUGAUUCAUGUGUCACAACGGGUUUUAAAAAACAGGAAAAACAUAUCUCGGCAUGCGAAAAACUGAGCUAAUUUUGGAAAAAAUUUUGUAAAGGGGGUCUUGAAGCUCUACACAUGACACUAGUAUGACACAGAGUCAUCAUAGGUAAUAUUCAUUUGCUUACAUUAAUCAUGUAAUCAUACAGAACGUUUUGUCUCAGUUUGCACAAGAGUUGUCUCAGUUUGCACAAGAGUUGUCUGUGUCUGUGGAUAUUAAAAACAUGUGAAAAUCCAAUUUCAUUUUCCACUCACCAGAUCAAUGGACAACACAUCCAAGUGAUUAGAAUAUUUUGAAGUAUUAUUCAACAUAACAUCUGUACAUGGGUGUACAUACACAUGUAUUUAAAUUUAUGAAAGAUGUUUGUUUUAAAGGUUUUAUGAAAAAAGAAUGAUAUCUAAAUGCUUGAAUGCAACACCAGUCCUUGAUUUCAUGAUUAUAAUUUUCAAGUGGUGACAAGUGUUAUUGAGAAAGGUUAUAUGCUAAGGAGAUGAUAUUCUCAAAGCCCAAAAUCUACUAGAGACGAAAAACAUUUCAAGCAAAGUACUUUGUAAAGGUUUAAAAAUAUAUGGACCUUAGCAUUGCUGUCUUUUUUUUUUUUUUUGAGGUUAAUUACACUCGGAUCAAGGUACACAAAUGUUGUAGAAAUCGGCAAAUAACCAUGCAGUGGUACUAAGACAGGAAAAGCACUAAGUAGGUGGUUCCUGCAUUAUGGUGUGGUGGUGCAGUCCAGGGGUCAGGCAAAAUAUUCAAAAUAUUCUCAGAGUUAGGUCCAAAAUGCAUCAUUUGGACUUUUAUCCUAUGAAGUGAGUUCCAGUUCUUGCAUGUGCAACUGAAUACCAUACUUUAGCAGGUUUCUUGGUUAAAAUGUUUUUUUUGCCUUGUUCUUGUAAAAGGCUAGGCAGUGUGAUUAGAUGAGUUAGUGGAAACUGGCAAGGCUUUAACCCUUUCGCUCCCAAGAUUUCAUUCGUAAUUCUCCUGACUGUUUGCCAUACAAUUUAUGUGAUGUUAGUGUGGAGAAUUUGGAAUUAGAUCGACCAAUAAUCCCCAAAUUGAUAUUUUUUUCUAUUCUCAUAACUUGUCUGCUAUAUAUUGUACUGAUAGUGUGAGGAGAAAUUCUCUCUAGGUCACUAGUGGGACUUAAAGGAUCAAGAAUUGGCAUCCUGAGGAAAAUGGCUGGGAAAAUAAAAUGUAUUUAUAGGGAAAGAGAAUAAAUGACAGCUGUAAGAGAAAUUGAAGUGUGAACAACCAAAACAUGUUGGUCUGCAGGGUAGCAGCAUUGCAGUCAAAAUGUUACAAUUUUAAAUUCACAGCUUGAUUCUACAGUUGAUAGUGAUUUAAAAUAAUGAUGAAACAACUGGAGAAAAAAUCCAUUGUGAUAUGUCUUCCCUCUGAAGAGAAAAAAUGGCACCUGAUAAAUUUUAGCCUGCCUUUGUUUUAAGGGGGUGAGUGAUGGUCAAAAGGAGAGAAAGGGAACUGUCAAAAUUACUCCUUUUCUUUUCCAGCUACUUCCUCCACUGUCAACUUAACCCUUUAACUCCUAAGAUUAGAUUGUUAUUUCUCCUCCCUAGCUGCUACACACUUCCUUGUAAACAAGUUACAAGAAUUUAAUGUUAGAUCAAGCUCACAGCUUAUACCUAACAAGUUUGGGUAUUCUUAUUACCUGUUUGCUGAACAGUGUAUGGAUGUUGUAGGGAGAAGUUAUAUUUUACUCACUUGUGGGAGUUAAAGGGUGAAACACAGUUAACUGGAUAAAUGAGUACAAUUCAGGGCGUGAAAUUGCGCCUAAUACAGGCGCCAAUGCGACUAAAUUUUUCACUUUGGCGACCAAAUCCUGAAAGUUAGUCGCCAAAUUGGCGACUACAACGUUUCAUCAUAACCUUACCAAGGGAUAUAGUGAAUUAAAUAAAUUUGCAAAGAUAAAUCCGCGGCAAACUUCCUCGUUAAGUUUGUUUCCAAAACGUAGCACAUGCAUCUCGAUCGAUAACUAGACGCCAUCUUGGAUUUAGAUGAGCCUGAAGGUUGUAUAUCAUACAUCCUAGUGUCCAUUUUGUAGCACGUUAAAGAUCUUUUCCCGAACUUAAUUUUAGAGGGUCUAUCUAGAACGCUGACAGCGUAAAGAAAGAUUUUGUUUGUCUUUGAAAAUGGCGACCAACUUUUUUUUGAAUUGCCUACCACUUUGAAGAAUUUAGGAGCCAAGUGGCUAUCAGAAAAAAAAGUUAAUUUCACGCCCUGUACAAGCUUAAAAAAUAUAAACUUGCCCUUAUAAGACACCUGCAUCACAGGCUAUAUAGAUUCUAUUAUUUAUUUCAUCUUCUUUGUUAGUUUUUUUUUGUCUUCUUCAACAAAAUACUUAUGCCUAAUCUGAAAGGCUUGAAAAAUCUCUUUCUCAAGAAGGCAACCCUUUAUUAAUCCUUUAUUAAUCCUUUACACCCAAACAUCAGUAUGCAUAUUCUCCAUACUGUUCUCGAUACAUUUCUCUAGGUGCUGAUUAGGAGAAUUGUUUAAACAAUCAAGAGCCCCUUUAAUUGUUGAUCGUGACUUUAAUGAGUGAUUCGAGGGUGAUAUUGUAAGGAGAAAUUAGAUGCUAGUCACUCUAAGGAGGAAUAGGGUUAACAGAAUUCUGAUCCUUUGACUGGAAAUCACCAUGACCAUGUAGGUAGGAAGGAAACUAAGAGGAUCGAUUGGGGUAACCUGUUCCUGCAGGGUGAAUCUUGGGGUGUUUUCCUUGCUAAGGAAUCACUUCCAGGCCAACAUUGUCCUGAGUUGGCUGCUAAUCCAUUGAGUUACCCCACCUUGUAAUGUGAGCACAGUCUUAAGUGUCUUGUGUAUAUAACACAAACACAAUGCAUGGCUUGAAGCUGGAAUAGUUACUCAUUUUAAUUCGUUUGACGUGCUUGUUGUUAGGGUUUUUGCCUUCUCAAGGUAAUUGUAAGUUUGCCCUGUUUGCUGAAAAGAGACAGAAUUACUCAGCCAGCUUUUGGAAAUCAUUCUUUUAAAAAAGAUCAUUAUUUCAGAAGUGUUGGGUUCAAAUCUCAAUCACCCUUCAUUGAGAUGCAAUUUCUGAUCGUUCUUAAAUCAAGCCUGUCUUCGGUCAUUUCACAAUAAAUCAUUCUUUAAUUUGAUAAAUCCGGGUUAUUCGCGCCAUAUAAAUUUUGAAACCUAUGUUUCUUUUUUCUUUUGAAACACGAGAGCCUGCUUACAAGCUAGACAGACGGCAGUUAGAGAUUUGUUAGAGGCUGCGUUACACUGAUAGAACUUUAAUUCUUAGGUCACUUUCUCCGCUAUUUUAUUAUUUUUUUGAAUGAGGAAAAUAUCGCUUUGGAUAGACGGUAGAAGAAUUGAUAUUAUUUCAUUUACCACUUUUGCAAAACGAUCCUUGAAGAUAUCGAUGAAAUACAGAGAGGGUUAAACUGUAUAAUUCGGACGCGUUUAAUUGCGUCUGAAGUUUCCAACGCUGCGGCGUUUGUUGCUAUAAGGCCCCGACAAAUUAUUCAACUGAAACCAAAAACACCUGCACCAGCUUUCUCUCUUAUUGGCCCAUAGGUGUAAACAAACUUGGUUUGAAUUAGUUGAAGCUUGGCAUGCGUUUUUGCUCCCUGUGUGACAACCAGCGAAAUACACAAGUACUGUUUGCCUACAAAUUAUCUGCGAGAAAAGCGGGUAUCUAGUUUUUUUAUUAUUAGUAGUAGUAGUAGUAGUACUGCACUGGAAACCGAAUUGUAAGACGCUGUGCUCAAGCGGAGAAAUUUCUCUGACAACACCGCGCCUUGUUGAAGAUUUAAUUUGCUUCAGCGCUCAGUUCACGCGUGGAUACAAGGUAAACAGUGUCGUUACUUUGGUGGAUCAUGAAUGUAUGUUUACCAUGUAAUCCCGCAAGAAAUAUUAAUUGGGUUUUUGGUAAGAUUUUGUAAAAUGUCGCGUAAAUUGUGUAACUACGAAAAACUUUACCUUUGCAAGUUUAGUGUCGCGACUGUGUGAUUCGCAACUUUUUCUUUUUGUUUCAAUUGCCCGUACUUUCGCUUUCUGUUCCUAAAAAAGUCUUAUAAAAUUUGGGUGUGGUAAAUUUUAAUGCGAAAGAAAAUACUGUAAACAUCAGAAGUAACAGAAUUUUCUCCGAUUAAAUUUUAGCAAGAAUCUAUCCACAAUUUUAUGUAUAACAGGCAGAUCAUUAAGUGAUUCGUUUUGUUUGGAACAAUAUGUGCACGACUUGUUUGGACAUUAAAUUUGUCAUAAUUUAAUUGGAAAUAAGUUUUAUAACAAAUUCAUUUUCCGCUGCCUAAAAUAGUUCUUUCAUAUUUACUCUUAACCUAAAUGCCAAAUUUUUACUUCUAUUAUUGAAACGGUGCAGUUGAAAAUUUGGACAUUUCUUGGAAUGCGUUCUCUAAUAUUGCACAAUUUCAUUUUUCCCCUAGCUUAUUUUUCUGUAAUGUGAUAUUUAAGGAAUAGUUUGUGGAAUAUGAACUCUCGUACAAUUUACGAAAGCAAUUAACUUUAAAGGGUAUUCUCAAUUGCAAUCCUCAAGUUGAAUCCUUCAGAAACUGCGAGGUUUUUCCUCCAGGUACAAAGAAAUCGUUUCUUAACUGAAUGUUGAUUGGGGCGUAUUGCAAAAUUACGUGACAACUAUUCAUGUCACCUUCGGCGCUCGUGUCACGCAAUCGUUACAAUUGUUUUCUCCUCACUGCACGCGUGUGUUUUCUUUUUACGUAACUGAGUAGAAACGAGGCCCUAUAUUUGUUGUAAUGUAUCAGUCUAUUCAAUAUACACGGUUUUCUGACAAUAAUGCAAACAAAUUUGUUAUUCAGUUAUUUGAUUGUCAUGAUCUUCACAGGUAAAUAAAGAAGGCUGAUAGGAACGAUGACGACCACCACUCAACGUCUUGUAGAUUACUACCACUGGGCCAUUGGUAACGGUGGUAAGUAUUAUUGACUCCUUGGCUUCCUGCUUAGUUCCCUGCACCCUCCAUCUACCAACGGCACCACCCAGCUUCUCACUACCUACCUUCCCACUUCACUAUCGUCCCACUAACCCUCUCUACCUAGGGCGUGAAAUUGCGCCUAAUAGAGGCGCCAAUGCGACUAAAUUUUUCACUUUGGCGACCAAAUCCUGAAAGUUUGUCGCCAAAUUGGCGACUACAACGUUUCAUCUUAACCUUACCAAGAGAUGUAGUGAAUUAAAAAGAUUUGCAAAGAUAAAUCCGCGGCAAACUUCCUCGUUAAGUUUGUUUCCAAAAUGUAGCACAUGCAUCUCGAUCGAUAACUAGACGCCAUCUUGGAUUUAGAUGAGCCUGAACGUUGUAUAUCAUCCAUCCUAGUGUCCACUUUGUAGCACGUUAAAGAUCUUUUCCCUAACUUAAUUUUGGAGGGUCUAUCUAGAACGCUGACAGCGUAAAGAAAGAUUUUGUUUGUCUUUGAAAAUGGCGACCAACUUUUUUUGAAUUGGCUACCACUUUGAAGAAUUUAGGAGCCAAGUGGCUAUCAGAAAAAAAAGUUAAUUUCACGCCCUGCUACCUACCUUAAUAUUGAUAUCAACGGUUUUCAUUUCAGACCCAAAAACUGAGGAAUGGCCACUUGUAGCCACACCUUGGCCAACCAUCUCUCUAGUGGCGAUGUACCUGUUCAUCGUGAAGGUCGGACCCAAAAUGAUGGAGAAUAGGAAGGCCUACGAACUACGAGAAAUUCUCGUAGUUUACAAUUUCGCACUUGUGCUUCUGUCCGGAUGGAUGAUGUAUGAAGUGAGUUAUUGAUCUUGCUAGGUGGUGUAUUUCAUGGUAUGGUACACUAUGUCGAUUUAAGUCACCAUUUUAGGAAGUGUCUCUCAAAAGACGUAUUGUACCUGACACCUCUUGCUUGUUUUAAUCUGCAGUUCAUCGCCGCUGUUAUGGAUAUACCCAAUUUCAAUCUUCUCUGUGAUGCUGUGCCUUACGUACGUGACGAUGCAAGACAAAACCGGGUAGGUGAUUUAAUAAUCUAAAAUUGCUUAGAAUUCUUGAAAAUUCAACAGGUAAAAGGAUUGCUUUGACUAUUUGAAAUUUUCGUUUACCUGUCAUGCAUCAAUUAAGGGAGAACACUGUGUUUGGAACAACAUGUUACCAGGACGCAAGAUCAAAUGCAGUAAGUAGUGCUGGUAAAUUAUAGGUAGCACCUUAACGAACCACUUAGUGGAAGGGAGAAGAUAAUGAGGUUUAAAAGGAUGAAGAAGAGUAAAAGAUUCAUCCGUGCAUAGCGAGUUCCCAGAAAAAAUCGUGUAAUUGAAGUGGUACGAAGCGGAAGAGUCAGAGAGAACUUGUCUCUAACCAUUUUAUUCUCUCUUUCUUCUUCCCAGCUGGCUCGAGUUUGCUACGUAUAUUGGAUGUCAAAGUUUGUGGAGUAUUUUGACACUGUAAGUGUGCAGUGGGCAGUUAUGAUCCUGUGUCUUGAAUUGAUCUAAAGGGAAGGACCUUAAGCAAACUAUCACAAAGACGGCGACGAGGACGUGACAAAACAAAAGAUCUAAUAGGCUAAAUAGUAGCUCAGUACGUGCGUUUUAAAACUUUGUUCAUCAUUAAGUGGAAUCACCAAAAUUUGUGUGGUCUGAGAACAGAAAAUCCUGUCGGCAAGUUAUUUAAGUUACCAGUCUGACUCAACGCUACUCACCAACAUUAUGCUAAAGUUGAGGUGUGUUGCCAUAAGAGACGGUAAAAACAUGCAGCGAUUCGCGAAGUUCUGACGCAAAAUAUAGAUUUCUUUUUCAAUCUACGUCUUCCUCGGUGUUCCCUUCAUGACUGCUUGACGUGAUAACGACGGCCAAUGAGAAGAAGGUCGCUGUAACAAGUCGUUACUGGUCUCAGUUUGUAAUUUGAUUGGUUCAGACGGUGACGCCACUUUACGUGACCACCUAACCCCUGUUUUGGUUUAUUACUAAUCUCGAAGAAUUAUACUUAAAAGUAAAAGAAUUUUAACCCAAUGCGUUCCAAAGCCGUGUCGUAUCAUGCCUUAGUUUUCCCAAUUGAUCUUGCGCAACUGCAAUAACUUUCUGGUAAUGUUUCACAUCUGACAGCCAAUUAUUCAGUUUCUGUGCAGAGGGGCUUACCUAGGUAAGUGUAGUGCGGUGUUCGUCCGCACUGAAUCGUGGGAAGGAUAACAAUUUUGUAUUUUUAUUUGCAGUUUUUCUUUAUUCUCCGCAAGAAGAACAACCAAGUAUCAUUCCUGCACGUGUAUCACCACGCCAGCAUGUGUGUGCUCUGGUGGAUGGUGUGUAAAUGGGUACCCGGUAAGUAUAUGGGGAGGAGAGGGAGGGGGCAGUUCUUGAGUGUAUAUUGGUAGGACUUUUUACCUUUUUGUGUUUGAGUGUGAGAUGCCCUCAUUUGUGGAAAUACAAAUGACUUCAAUUAGUUUUCAUCGUGAAGUUCAAGAGAAAAAUGCUUGUAGAGUGGGCAAAGUAGAGCUGUACAAUCUUGGAAGGAACUUAAUUACAUUGAAGAAGUUGAUUAAAAGGCUGCCUCAACAAUUUCAAUGAAAGGAAAAUUGACUUUGAAUGUCCUUCGAGAACAACACAACGACAACAAGAACAACAUUGAUAACAAGACAUGGGAAUUUUUUUUGGAAAAUUAUUCAUGGUAGCCUUUAAACUUUAAGUUUCUUUGAAAGUUUGUUCAAACUGACUUUUUCUCUUCUCCCUUUUUUUUCCAGGUGGUGUCUGUAAGUAUACUUUCUUUUUUUGAAUCCUGAAUCGUUUUACCCAAAACUGUCUGUGUUUAUAACAAGUUCACCAACGUGAUGUUUCUCUUCUUCCUAGCUUACUUCGGUGCCACAUGCAAUAGCUUUGUUCACGUGAUCAUGUAUGCUUAUUAUGGUCUGUCUGCGAUCGGUCCUCAAAUGCGGCCUUACCUUUGGUGGAAGCGUUACAUUACCAAGCUUCAACUGGUAAGUAAAUUUGUUUCGACUUAGAACUCGUUGUUAUAAGUAGUCCACUGUCACUCUGAAUGCAUGGGGUAAAUUUCGAUUGGUGGAGAAUUAUCACGAGGGAAUUAAAUGAUAAGCCAUCAAGACUCUGCAAACAGAGGAAAAGUCAAAAAUCAAAUUGAUGACGUCAAUCCCCGGAGGACUGUACGACGUCUCUUAUUGGUCAUCAUUCGGGCGUGCGAAGCAACAACCAAUCGUGUGCGACAUUGAACACAUAGAAUAAACAAAUGCUCUCUUUACUUUUUUCAUGGACUGGUAUUCGAUGGAUAACUUUGUCAGAAAUGGUCAAAAACCAAUUUAGCAAUUGUCUUGAGAAUUUAUUCUUUCCAUUUAACUACCAAAUAGUGGGAUUACUUUAAUUGUUUAAUCUCUGUAUCUUACAACAUCCCCUUUCAUGCAAGAACCAAAAGGUGGGUGUACCUACCGUGGUGCAGCCGGUCUCCUUGAAGUGUUUUGAGCAGCUGUUCUUGGCUAGGAAUCUCGUUAACCUUUUAACUCCCAGAAGUGAUUAACAUGUAACCUCUCUCUUAAACGUCCACAUAAUUUUCAGCAAAUGCUCAAUACUUAUGUCAAGUUUUUAUCUUGUUCUAACACUAAAUUAAUGUGACUAAUUUGCAAGGAAAUUUGUAAUAUUUAUAAUUGCAAUCAGAUCUGGGAAGUUAACAGGUUAAGCUAUAACUGUUUACUGAUUGCUUUAAUAUGACCGGUGGAAUAACCGUCGACGGUCUUGUUAACACUUGUGCGAUGCGCAGGAGAAGGAGCCAACCUCAAAAGCGGAGUUGAUUUUCUUCCCUGGCGCGUCUGAUCAGUGAAAUUAAUCCUCAGGGGAGAGAGGCCUAACUUAGCCACGCGGUUUAAGUUCAUUAUUUUUUGUCAAUUAUUUUCCAACUUCAUAUGCAAAAACUUCAGUCGACAAUAUAUCAACAACAGCAGAGGAUGAUCUUCAAAAGGCCCUGGCAUGCACAGCUACAUGGGAUCAGAACUUGCUAGCGAUUAUCCCUAAUUAAGGAUAAAAGUACAAAACAUGGUUAACCUUUAUUCUGCGCUACCUGCGUGAGUAUCGAAUAUUACGUCGCUUUGCCAGAAGUUAGGCACAAAAAAUUCUUGAACUCCUCAAAAAAAACUUCUGCUUAUCUCACAAGUGUGAAGAAGCCGUAAAAAUUGUUAAGAAAGACUCGUGGGGUUUUUACUUAGAAUAAGUUAACUGGAAUUAGUGAUUAAUGUAAAGUUUAAUAAAACUCUAACAUUAUCGGUCCCUUGACUGGUCUCUUAUUAACUCAUUCACGUUUUAAAUUAACUUUAACUUUAUACCAGGGUAUUGCGGUUUUUUGAUUUAAAAAAAAACUUUUAAUACAAGUGAUAACAUCAUAAAUACCUCGGUGAAAUAUGAUACUCUCGACAAAGGUAAUCCAUUAAUCAGAUCAUUUGAUGUAACUUUCUGAGUCGUCUUUGGGAUGGUGUUGGAAUUUCUCGACAAGUACAGGUAUGCUAAACGGAACUUGUUUUUAUCGACGAGCAGCACUCUUUUCAUGUUAAGUUUUUAGGUUUGUGAGGAUAGUGAGCGAGACGCUAACGUCAUUAUCUGUGAAUACGAUGUAUGUUUAGUUUCUCAGUCUAGAACUCUUAGAGAAGGAAGUCUUGUUGUGCAUACAUUCGAUCAGAAUCAUGGGAUUUCUUUUUUUUUUUUUUUCAAUCAUUUCUAAACACGUGCGCGAUUUUUCAGUGGGCAGUUUUGAUCUUGAUAAAAAUGUGUUUCCGAACUCAAGCGUUUACUGUGUGUUUGCGCUGCUUUAUAUUUCUUAUUACAUCGUAACAUAUCAAUCUGGGAAAAAAAUUUGGAAACAGUAUAUAAAGAUUGAUUUUGCUAUCAAAAGAGUAAUCUCGUGAUCUCUCGAAACUCAAGGUGACGCCACUCUGUGAAUGCUCCAGCGUUAUAGCACUGCUUUAUAUCAAGGCGAAUCCCGUACAAAUGUAUGUGUGGAAGUUUUCGGGAAAAUUUCUCUGGACUUAUUGCUGUUUAGUUAUGUAGGUAUUCUGUAAGAGCUAGUUGUAACAACUUUUUCAGAUAGAUAUGUCAGUCAGCUAAUGUGACUUCAUAGAAUGUUCUCUUGAUGUAGAAAGAAAUCCUAAAUUAACAGCGGAGCCCGCAUCGCGUGCAGCGAAACUCCAUACUUGUCAAAAAUUGUAUUAAUACUAGUAGUUUCCAAGGAGAGUGAGGUACUGAAAAGCAACAUACGUUAGUAUGGAGAGAUAAUAUGCUUUGGCAGUGAAAUACUUGAAAAUUACAGUGCCUUUCUUUUUUUCAGUAUACGAACAAUGUCAUGAUAGCAAGCUCUAUUUAUACCAAUUUUUAUUUUAUGAGUCACAACUGCCCAAAAUGAUUUCAUCAGCUUAACGUUUUUCUUAAUCUAAAGCUAUGUAAAUUAUUGAAGAUUCUAUAAUCGGUGCAUUGUCCUUGGGUAGUCGUUAACAACUGGAAUACUUCUGUGAAAUGGAAAGGCUUCAAACCUCUGAGGCCAAUAUUGUUUGCUUCCUUUUUGCUGCUCUUGUUUGCUAAGUUAUUUAAUACCCGUGGGGGAAAUUCUCAUAAUAUUUUCAACUCUCAAACUAAGUUGCAAGUCUCCUUAUUUGGCCAUAUUGUUCAAAAUGAAGGGGUAUAACACAUUUGAGAUUUCACAAUUUUCCACAAAACAGGAUUGUUCCUCGGAGUUUUUUUCAAUUGGACAUAAUUUGUUCCAACUGUUUGCUUUGCAGAGUUUUGUGAUUAACCUUGCAAUCUUGUGCUAGACACUCAGCCAAUCAGGAGCUUUCAUUGUUCCCUUGUGAUACUUUCCUUUGUUCUGAUUAGCCAUCGUGAUUUCAAUAGAAAUGUGUGCAAUAAGUUUCGUGUAGUGAUGGCCUGUUUGUCUCAUUCUUAUUUUUAGACGCAAUUCGCCGUGGUCAUAGUGUCUGGCUUUUUUUCCUUGCUGGACCACGGUUGUAAAUAUCCAACUUGGGCGAAAUGGGUCAUGGUGUUUUACACCUUCAUUAUGAUGGGAUUGUUCAUCAACUUUUACAUAAAAACCUACCUGCAAAAUAGGAGUAAUAAAGAGAGCGGCAAAAAGAAAGCGUAGACUGGACUGGCGUGACUGGAUACCGGAAUGGACGAGCAAAUGCGACUCAAAUUAAUUAUUUUUGUAUGUAAAUUUUGGAUAUUUAAUUUCUUAUUUAACGGUGAUGGGUUGACAAAAUUGAAGAAUAAUUAUCAGGGAAACUGAAUGGAAGAAAGACAGAAUUUGUUUUAGGCAAACCAUUUUACAGUUUUGAAGUCGUAGCAGUAGAAAACCCUAUGAAUGAACAAAGAAUGAUAUCUUUUACAUAAAAUAUUUUAUUAUGCGACCCGUACAGCCUCGCACGUGCCUUUAAUAAGAAAAUUUCGUUAAAAAAUCCUCGCAAGAGGGCCGUACGCGGUGGUGCCGUUGAGCAGGGCCGUACAAAACCAUACACCCCAGGCAGAUGCGAGCUUAAAUAAUUGGCUCUCGGUCAUGACGCACGAACCUGGCUGGGCUCGGACAGUACGUCAUGACCAUGAGGAAAAUAUUUUCCCGUUCGACCCCUUAACUCAGUCAAUAAGUACGUAGUUACACAUUUAUUGUACUUCCAUACAGUGUAAACGAUAUUCGUGUUUUUUCGGAUAGCAAGGUGUAUGUAAAAUUAAUUUACGAUAAGUUUGAUGUUUGCAAAAAAAAAAAGUACGAAGCCCCGAUAUAAAAACGUCUCUCUUUUUUUCUUUCUUUUUACCUUGGAACUUUUAUUACCGGAAUAACAUGCAGAAAACCGGCCUAUCCAAUUGCAGGAAACGACCAAUAUUUUCUGAAUUUUUUGUCGUUUUUGCUUGCGUUAGUUCUAAAAGCCGAUUGUUAGAAGUGUAUGAAGUUGAAACGAUUGAAUAAAGAGGGAAGGUUUCUAAAGAAACUGUGGUGCUGCGUCAGUGGGGAGGUAUUGCAAAAUAUUUGGUUUUAUCAACUGAAUUGAUGGUGUAAAUUGGCCACCGUAAAGAGUCUUUCAAGCUGACGUCUCGAGCGGUAGUUCUUCGUCAGAGCACUAAUUGUUAAAACUGAAUUUGUUUUAAACCUAUCGUUCGUUUCAUUUAAUACAAUUUUUUUGUUUUCUUUUGGUAACAUCUUAACAGUAGUGGCUCUGUAAGUUAUACUGAAAACACUUCUUUCGAUAAUAAAACUGGUAGCGUGUUUGAACUUUUCAAUCUUAAUUAAACCAUUGUGCACUUUUCCAACACCAAUUUUUGGAUUUGAUGAACAUGUAACCUCUCCCUCGUUAUUCAGCAACAAGUAAUGAGAAUACUCAAACUUUUCAGGUAGAAAUUAUUGUGUUCCAACACCAAAUUUCUCAUAACUUUUUUAAAAUAAAUAUGCAAAUGCAAGAUGAAAGAAUAAAGAAUCAGAUCUUCACGAGUUAAAACGCUUUUUCUUAUUAGCCAUUCAAGAUAAAGUCGAUGAAAAAUGAAUGCUAGUAAUUCUUUAAUGUAAUAUCGGGGGAAAAAUGAAAAAAACUGAGUUGUAAAACUGAGCAUUUGAUUGACGAAACUCAUUAAAAUCUUUAAUGAUUAUCAAAAAUGACGAUGGGAAUCCAAAACAACGACAAGUAAACAAAAACAACAAAAUAAACGAUUUAAUCUCGGUAUUCGUAGGCCUUCAAUACCAUGAAUAGAUUUCGAACUUUUUAUCAUCGUAUUGCAGCAGUAAAAUACCGUUGUUAUGCAAAAGGAGUUUAAAAAAAAUGUAAUUAAAAAAAUACGCUCGAAACACUUCUCCUCGAGUCAAGGUAUCCGUAAUUUCUCAGUAACGUCAUUUUCUCUGUUGGGAGGAAACUCGUGGUGCCCAAAACGAAACUGACUUAUAUUUUUUGUUUUGUUUCUUUAAACAGACUCAGUUUGUACUUAUUUUGGUAGAGAUUUGUGUGGCGUUGCACCUUGAUUGCGGCUACAGUCGAAAUCUGCUGUAUG
Molecule: messenger RNA, 13942 nt
Organism: Pocillopora meandrina
Lineage: Eukaryota; Metazoa; Cnidaria; Anthozoa; Scleractinia; Pocilloporidae
Source: the annotation of a GenBank genome assembly